Molecule: messenger RNA, 1097 nt
Organism: Tilletiaria anomala UBC 951
Lineage: Eukaryota; Fungi; Basidiomycota; Exobasidiomycetes; Georgefischeriales; Tilletiariaceae
Exons: 2
Coding region: 128-901 (257 amino acids)
Biological process (GO): nuclear-transcribed mRNA catabolic process, RNase MRP-dependent; rRNA processing; tRNA processing
Cellular component (GO): cytosol; nucleolar ribonuclease P complex; ribonuclease MRP complex
Molecular function (GO): ribonuclease MRP activity
Source: RefSeq, a predicted model, not a curated record
GCGGAAAAGUCUCUCCUCGCUUCUACACUCAGGGGCUGCAAGCCAAACAGCCAAAGGCAGUUUUGGAUGGGUCGACAGACCUGAAAAGUGCGUUCCUAUUUGAGACUACGUGCCAGAUCGAGCACAAAUGGGCCUGCGAGCGCGUCGUCCAAAAACCGACAAACCAUCAAAGUCUGUCUUUCGACCAGUCCUAUCAAGCCCUUUCUGUCUCGACUGGCCGCAAGAUGCAUUCGAAUCUACUGAUCAAAUGAAGUCAUGGGCCCACGAGCAAGAUUUUCAGGCGUCCAGAGGUGUCAUUGGGAUCAAUCAAUGCACCAGAGUGCUGGAACAGCACAUUCGGCAUCUCCGCAAGAAAGUCAUGCCAUCAGACAAGGAUGAUCAAAAACAACAUCAAGCAUGCACUGAAGAGACAGCUUUGCAGCCACAAGAAUGUGACGAAGCAAAUUCGCUGUUGCUGUGCCGCCAUGAUGUCGACCCGGCUGGCUUGACAGCUCAUAUACCGGUCCUGUUUGCAACGCUUUCUGCGCUCCGAAGGAAAUUAGGGCUGCGCUGCUGGCAAUUACUGGUGCUUCCUCGGGGGUCUGAAACUACACUCGCGGCCAAAAUGUCCGUCCGGCGCUGCGCGGCUGUUCUUUUUCCGAGGGAUGUCCUUGUGAGGUCAUGCAUCAAAGAAGCACACGGACAGCCUGCCAUGACAUGGCUUGAUUCCGCCAUGUCAGCUUCUAUACCCAACGCUUCCCUCCCGGAAAUGACCAGUCUGAGUCCUGCCCCUCCGCAGAUCAAGCUGAUGCGGUGCCGCGCUCCGUUGGACAUGAACGCUGUACGGGCGGAGAAGAGGGCGUCUAGGAAGCUCGCCCGAGAAAGGAGCAAGGUUACCCGGCGGGGUCGGCCUCCGAAGUGAGCGACCUCGGUCGACCGAUUGAUCCGAAUAUCUGGCUCUCCGAAAGGUCGCAUGUGUAUGACAGAAUCGAGAAAGUAUUUAUUUCAGGGCCAUAUUAUCGCUCUUGAGCUUGUCCGUAUUGCUCACAUCAACUGCACCAAUUUGGAAGCAACUUGAGCUUCCUUUCGCUGCAUCCUGUGAAGAUACAAUGAGCGAC